This is a messenger RNA of Schistosoma rodhaini, 2866 nucleotides long. The record is from the annotation of a GenBank genome assembly. Lineage: Eukaryota; Metazoa; Platyhelminthes; Trematoda; Strigeidida; Schistosomatidae.
UUUCAAUAUCCAACCUUGACGGAUAUUUGAAAUUUUGGAGAAUGAGUCUUUGGGUUGACAAGUAUACUCCUGCUUCAUUGGGGAAGUUAGAUUACCACAAAAAACAAGCUAAAAAUUUGAAAAAAUUAGUUGAUAGCAGCAACUUUCCCCACUUGCUAGUGUAUGGACCUUCUGGUGCAGGGAAACGAACUAGAAUCAUGUGUAUUCUUCGUGAGCUGUACGGAUCAGGUGUUGAUCGACUAAGAAUGGAACACCAUACUUUCACAACCCCUUCAAACAAGAAAGUCAACUUAUCCACAGUUUCGAGUAACUUUCAUUUGGAAGUAAAUCCUAGUGAUGUUGGGAUUUACGACCGAAUUGUCAUUCAAGAGUUGAUCAAAAGCAUGGCAUCAACAGCACAGCUUGACAGUGGGCAACAGAAAGAUUUCAAAGUAGUAGUUCUGCAUGAAGCAGACCAUUUAACACGUGAUGCACAACAUGCUUUACGUAGAACUAUGGAAAAGUACAUAUCCACUUGCCGUCUUAUAUUGUCAGCGGAAUCUACUAGUAAGAUCAUUUCCGCUACUCGUUCAAGAUGUCUACCAAUAAGAGUUUCUGCCCCAUCUAUCGAUGAAAUUGUUGAAAUAUUGAGAAAUACAGCCCGCCGAGAAGGUCAUUCAAUGCCGGUUGAACUAGCUAAACGUAUCGCGUUAGCAUCCGAACGGAACCUACGUAGAGCUCUUUUAUAUGCUGAGGUAGCUAAGUGGCAGCAUUGCCCCAUGCUGCCAGACCAGAGUGUGCAGUUACCUGACUGGCAAGUCUUUCUUACCGAGACAGCAUCAGCCAUUUUGGCGGAACAAAGUCCGAAAAAAAUAUUAGAAGUCCGCAAUCGUCUUUAUGAAUUGUUAUGUCACUGUAUUCCGCCCAACAUUAUAAUGAGAGUAAGUUUUUAUUAAGAUAAAAUAAUUUAUUCUUGAAUUUUUUUAUGAAAUGAAACUUGCUUAUGAUCCAAAUAUUUAAAAGUUUACCAAAACUAAAUAUGACUUAUUUUUGAAAGGGUUCUGGGACAAAUCUUAAAAUGCAAACAUGACAAUUUGAUCCUACUAUAUCCACUAUUGAGAAAAAAAUGAAGUCAACGUCAAACUGGACAUAACAUCAGCUUAUUUAAGAUUAUCUGUAUGGAAACUUUCAACUACUGAUGUGUUUAUGAGAAUAGAUAUUAUUGUGGAUCUAUUGGAGUCGGGAAAUACCACAACGCUAAAUUACCAGUAGCAUUAGUGGCUACUGACAUUUAUUUAAGUAGUAAAUUUUCAAAAGUAAACUUUAUAUGUUGUUUUUGUCAAAAUGAAUUUAUACUGUUUGGGACUUUAUUGUCCAGUGUGAAGUGUUGUUUGAAGGGUGUUAUUUUAAAACAUCGUCAUAAUUAGAUAUGACGGAACUGACUAAAGAUUAUAUAUACAGAGUUUAUGGACUUGAGUAGUGGCAUUAUAAAGUAGUAAAUCUGUUAAUGGAGUAUCAUUAACAAUAGAGCCAUUAUAUGUUCACUAUCUAUGUAAAGAGUAAACUUAACCAGAACUUUUACAUCACUCGAAUUAUAAGAGUUUUCAGUUACUGAUUUUCACUGUUGCACAAGCUUCUAUAUAAAAUAUCUAUUGUUCUGUUCACAAAUAACUUCAAUAAUUAAAACCUUUAUGAAUUUGUUUUAUAUAACGGUCUGAUUAUUUUCUGUUCUAAUAAUGUCUUAUCAAUGAAGUAAAAGUUUACAAUCUACCUUUUCAAAUCACAUUGCUUAUGUGAGCUGUAUUGACAAUAUUUAGUUUCAUAAACGGGAGUGAACUGGGUUUCGAACCUACGAUCACUUAUUUGUUGAAAUCUGAGCAUUUUAAACAAACCACCGCUACAAAAUUAAUUUUUGUAUUUUCAUACAAUAUUUCCUUACAAUCACAUAUACGUUGUUUACUCAUUUGACAUGACAAAAAUGAGCAAUUUUUUUCCGGCAUAACUGUUCUCAGUUUUGAUUACUGAAAUGUUUCAUCCAAUUAAAGUCAGUAUUUUUAGACAUUUUUAUCAAACAGUUGAAGUUUUCUGAUAUUUUAUCUGAGACUUAAACCUAAACUCCUCUAUCUUUUUAGCUAAACUUCGAUAAAUUUCAUAUGAGAUUAACAUUCAUGUUGCACAUGUACAUACUCAAUAUACCAAAGGUUAUACGUGAAUGGAGCUAUUCGUCUCAGUUUAUUAUUUUGACAAACUUUUAUUAUACUUCAUUUCUGUAGUCGUUUGUUUAACCGUGCAAUGAGCUGUUGAUAACACUUUUUACAUGAAAUCAACUAUGCUAAAAAAAAAUACGUUUUGAGAUAGACACAGUAAUUAUGGACCCGGAGUUGAUUGAUUGAUUUGAAUGGUCAAAAUUGUUAUCCAUUAAUUGAUUUUCUUAGAGAUAUUUUCGUACGAAUUGCUUAUUUAAGCUAUUUUGUUAAAUAAGUGGGUUAUUUCAUUGUAUUAUAUUCAUAUUUCAAUUCAUGUGUGUAUCGGUGAGUAAUAAGUAUAUUUUUCAGGCCUCUACUAUUGAUGUUAGUGCAACUUCCUUGACUAUGAGAAAGUGUUUGACAGCGUGGAUAGAAGAACCUUAUGGAACCUUCGACACUCUGGUAUAUCUCAGAACAUUGUCAACAUCAUACGGAAUUCUUAUGAUGGACCACACUGCAAGUUCUUGAAUGUAAGGCAGCAAUACAGAUACAUUCCAAGUGUCACAUAGGUCUGAUUACUCUCAUCCUUUCUCUUUAAUAAAGUGGUUAACUAGAUUAUAAAGACCUCCACAUCUCAAGAGAAGCAUGGAAUACAAUGGACAGCGUGGUUGAGGCUACACGAUAUUGACUUCGCAGAUGAC